CCGCGUGCCGCAGCCCGCGUCGUCUGCCGCCGUCGCGCGCCUCCUCCGCCGGGCGCCGCUGCCGGCGCCGCCGCCGCGCUCGCUGGCUGGCCAGGUGCGGGCGGCGGGCUCCUGCCGGAGGAGAAGACCGCCAGCGCCGCCGUCGCCGUUUUGGCCCGGGCCCGGGCGCCGGCCCCGCCCCGGGCCCCGACCCCCUGCCUGGCCGGGAGAUGAAGUGUCACUACGAGGCGCUGGGGGUGCGGCGCGACGCCAGCGAGGAGGAGCUGAAGAAGGCCUAUCGGAAGCUGGCCCUGAAAUGGCACCCGGAUAAAAAUCUGGAUAAUGCCGCAGAAGCAGCUGAACAAUUUAAAUUAAUCCAAGCAGCCUAUGAUGUGUUGAGUGACCCUCAGGAAAGAGCCUGGUAUGAUAAUCAUAGAGAGGCCCUACUUAAAGGUGGGCUUGAUGGAGAAUAUCAAGAUGACAGCUUAGAUUUGCUUCGCUAUUUCACUGUUACCUGUUAUUCUGGUUAUGGAGAUGAUGAAAAGGGCUUUUAUACAGUGUAUCGUAAUGUUUUUGAAAUGAUUGCAAGGGAAGAACUAGAAUCUGUGUUAGAGGAGGAUAUUGAGGAUUUCCCAACUUUUGGAGAUUCCCAGAGUGACUAUGAUACGGUAGUCCAUCCUUUCUAUGCUUAUUGGCAGAGUUUCUGCACUCAAAAGAAUUUUGCUUGGAAGGAAGAAUAUGAUACACGACAAGCUUCAAACCGCUGGGAAAAACGAGCCAUGGAAAAAGAAAACAAAAAGAUCCGGGACAAAGCAAGGAAAGAGAAGAAUGAGCUCGUCCGGCAGCUGGUAGCUUUCAUCCGUAGAAGAGAUAAGAGAGUGCAGGCACAUCGGAAACUUGUGGAAGAACAGAAUGCAGAGAAGGCGAGGAAAGCCGAAGAUAUGAGACGGCAACAGAAGCUGAAGCAGGCAAAACUGGCGGAGCAGUACAGAGAACAGAGCUGGAUGACCGUGGCCGAUUUGGAGAAGGAGCUCCGGGAGAUGGAGGCGCGGUACGAAAAGGAGUUUGGAGAUGGAUCAGAUGGAAAUGAAAUGGAGGAACAUGAACUCAAGGAUGGACAGGAUGGGAAAGAGAGUGAUGAGGCCGAGGAUGCUGAGCUUUAUGACAACCUAUACUGCCCGGCGUGUGACAAAUCUUUUAAGACAGAAAAGGCCAUGAAGAAUCACGAGAAGUCAAAGAAGCAUCGGGAAAUGGUUGCCUUGUUAAAACAACAGUUGGAGGAGGAGGAAGAAAAUUUUUCAGGACCUCAAUUUGAUGAAAAUCCAUUGAGUGACAAUUCUGAGGAAGAAAUGGAAGAUGCACCAAAACAAAAGUACUUCUUUAAAUUACAGAGAACAGAGCUGGAUGACCGUGGCCGAUUUGGAGAAGGAGCUCCGGGAGAUGGAGGCGCGAAUUAUGAUGACAAUUUCAAUGAAAAUGGAACUGGAGAAGGAGUAAAGAUUGAUCCAAAAGAUGCUAACUUAAAUCAAGAUAAUGCCAAAGAAUUGGAAAAUAGUUCCCAAGAAAAUGUUAAUGUCACAGAGACCAUCAAACCACGUGAUGAUCCAAAGAGUGAAGCCAAAACUGUUCUUAAACCCAAAGGAAAGAAAACCAAAGAUAUGAAAAAAUCUGUCAAAGUACCUGCUGAACCACAGAUCGUGAGUGAUGUCCUUAUCAGCUGUACAACCUGCCAUAGUGAAUUUCCAUCUCGGAAUAAACUUUUUGACCAUCUAAAGGCCACAGGUCAUGCAAGAGCACCUUCAUCGUCAUCUUUAAACAGUGUAACAAGUAGUCGAAGCAAGAAGGAAAAACGUAAAAACAGAUAGAAAUUCUGCCUACGCUUUUUUUUUUUUUUUAAAUUGUCUGGAUUUUGAAACGAAACAACUGAACUGAAAUCAUCUAAAAAGUUAAAAUUUCAGUGAUCUGCAAUUUAUUGCAUUGUGGAAGAUUAUUUUUUAUGUUGUAAAAGCAUUUUUUUUUGUUUAAUAUAUAUUUUUUAAACAUUUCACUAGUGACUGAAUUCUACUUUUACCAUCUGAAUUGACUUGAAUGUCUCAAAGCAGGUAAAUAUUGUAAAGUGUGUAUUGAUUUCUCUUGGCUUAUAUGGACAGAAAUGUACAGGGAGAAUUAAAUUAUUU
Messenger RNA from Propithecus coquereli (Coquerel's sifaka), 2156 nucleotides. RefSeq names its product DnaJ (Hsp40) homolog, subfamily C, member 21 (gene DNAJC21). NCBI's taxonomy places the organism in Eukaryota, Metazoa, Chordata, Mammalia, Primates, Indriidae. Gene Ontology annotation, cellular component: cytoplasm. The transcript is spliced from 12 exons. Gene Ontology annotation, molecular function: nucleic acid binding; zinc ion binding. The coding region runs from base 210 to 1844 and encodes 544 amino acids. The record is from RefSeq and is a predicted model, not a curated record.